AUGCAACAACAUGUUCACAUUGUUCUAGUAAUUCUAGCUGUCACUUUUUUGCCUUUUAAUGCUGUGUUGUCUGCUUAUAUUCGUCGAGAGGUCGAGCCAUGUCCAAAGGGUUUCGGUGAUCGAUGCGCAGGGCGUGGUAAAUUGCUUGUGUCGUUCCUGGCCAGUGAUAAAAUACCAUUUGGCGCUGAGAAUGAAUUAUUUAGGAGAUGUGCAAUAAAAGAACCGCUCCCCAGCGAUUUCGCCCUUACGCCUAAGGACAGAACAAUCAUUGCUAACGACCCAUGUGCUCCAAGACCAUACCUUUGGAAUGUAAGGUGGCCUGAAACGGAACGCAAGAUUGAAUUGAGGGCUAUAAAGUACCACGUUGGCCAAAUAUGGUCACCUGAUGGGCAUGUGGAAACGGUAACGGCGUUAAAGGUCCUUCCAUGCACAAUAUGUGAAUUUAUGGAUUUCGGGUACGCCCUCGUGACAUAUGGGAGGCCCGCGUGGGAGAAACGCUGGAAGCGUCGCAGCGAACUAGGGAAACUCAUUAAAAACUGUGAGAACUUCUCUAACAUGAAACCUGUGAAGCUCCAGCCGCCGCAAGAUUUUGUUCUUGGUCAGAUAUUGGACAUUUCGAUGCUCGUAGGGUGCACGCAUGUAAAGGUUACAGGAACCACUAAGGGUAAAGGUUUUGCCGGUGUAAUAAAACGGCAUGGGUUUGCCAGAGGGCCCAUGAGCCACGGAUCCAAGCAUCACAGGGGCCCUGGCUCUAUUGGAGCAUCAACCACUCCAGGCUGUGUUAAACCGGGGAAACGAAUGGCUGGUCGCCUUGGUGGUACCACUUGCAGCUUCCGGAAAUUAAAGGUCCUCGGUAUUAAUCCGGAAACAUCGCUUAUGUACGUAAAAGGCCUCGUCGCCGGCUCGAAAGGCAGCUACGUGUCCAUCACGUCAGACAUGCAGCCACCAACCCCCGAAAACAUUCUCAAAUAG
Babesia bigemina is the source of this 972-nucleotide messenger RNA. RefSeq names its product ribosomal protein L3 domain containing protein, putative. Gene Ontology annotation, molecular function: structural constituent of ribosome. Gene Ontology annotation, cellular component: ribosome. The record is from RefSeq and is a predicted model, not a curated record. Bases 1 to 972 code for a protein of 323 amino acids. Lineage: Eukaryota; Apicomplexa; Aconoidasida; Piroplasmida; Babesiidae. Gene Ontology annotation, biological process: translation. The transcript has 5 exons.